AUGGCCAUGAGCAUCGGGGCUGGCUGCCUGCGGUGCCCCCGGCGCGGUCCUCCCUGCCCCCGCCCUGCUGCCCACAUCCCCCCGGGGACAAACCACGCGGAAGCAGGGACCAGUGGCAGUGCCAGCCCCACGCCAGCCCCUCGUGCCCGUGGGAAGGGGGAGCAAUGUGUCCCACAGAGAGCUGUACCCGCCGUCACCCCACGCCAGCUUUUACCCCGCCCUGCACCCACCGGCUGCCCACGGGUGCCAUCCUCAGCCGGGAAACCCGCGGACAAAGACCACGGGUGGAAGGGACCCCGCUGCAGGGCAGAGCCCCCCGGCCGGGCACCCCCUGCCCCUGCCCGGCGCUGGGUGCUCGGCGCUGGCUGCCGGUGCCGGGCGCUGCGGGCGGAGGCGGAGCGCGGCCACUCCCUCCCCCGGGCAGUGCCCCGGGCCCGCCCCGCACGGCCCGGGAGGAGCCGCCGCCGCGGGCACCGGCACCGGCAGGCCAGGAGCGGCGGCAGCAGCGGCGCCAUGGCCUCCGAGAGCGAGGCGCAGCGGGCGCUGCAGUAUGAGCAGACCCUGAUGUAUGGGCGCUAUACGCAGGACCUGGGCACCUUUGCCAAGGACGAGGCGGCCCGGCUGCGGCUGCAGCAAGGCCACAGGGAGGGGGGCACCCCCCGGCCACGACGCCCCUCCGAGCUGCUGGAGUACACCCAGGGUCGCUGUGCCCCCUGCCGUGUCUGCGCCUUGCAGUGCCAGCGGUUCCUCAUCUCCAAGGUGGGCGAGGACUGGGUCUUCCUCAUCCUCCUGGGGCUGGUCAUGGCACUGGUCAGCUGGGCCAUGGACUUCGCCAUCGCCACCUGCCUCCAAGCCCAGAAGUGGAUGUACGGGGGCCUGGACACCAACGUGCUGCUGCAGUACCUAGCCUGGGUCACCUACCCCACCGUGCUCAUCACCUUCUCAGCCGGCUUCACCCAGAUCCUUGCCCCCCAGGCUGUGGGCUCGGGGAUCCCUGAGAUGAAGACCAUCCUGCGGGGUGUCGUGCUGAAAGAGUACCUCACCUUCAAGACCUUCGUGGCCAAGGUGAUCGGGCUGACGUGCGCCCUGGGUAGCGGCAUGCCCCUGGGCAAGGAGGGUCCCUUUGUCCACAUCGCCAGCAUGUGCGCGGCCCUGCUCAGCCGCUUUCUCUCCCUCUUCGGGGGCAUCUACGAGAACGAGGCAAGGAACAUCGAAAUGCUGGCGGCCGCCUGCGCCGUCGGUGUCGGCUGCUGCUUUGCUGCACCCAUCGGAGGCGUCCUCUUCAGCAUCGAGGUCACCUCCACCUUCUUCGCCGUCCGCAACUACUGGCGCGGCUUCUUUGCCGCUACCUUCAGUGCCUUCAUUUUCCGUGUCCUCGCUGUCUGGAACAAGGACGAAGAGACAAUCACGGCGCUGUUCAAGACCCGGUUCCGCCUCGACUUCCCCUUUGACCUGCAGGAGCUGCCUGCCUUCGCCGUCAUUGGGAUCGCCAGCGGCUUCGGGGGCGCGCUCUUCGUCUACCUCAACCGCAAGAUCGUGCAGUUCAUGCGCCGCCAGAAGACCAUCAACCGCUUCCUCAUGAAGAAGCGCCUGCUCUUCCCUGCCCUGGUGACGCUGCUCAUCUCCACGCUGACCUUCCCGCCCGGUUUUGGACAGUUCAUGGCUGGCCAGCUCACCCAGAAGGACACCCUGGUGACGCUGUUCGACAACCAGACGUGGGCCAAACAGGGGCUCAGCGAUGAGUUCGAGUACUUGGGCAUCCUGGAGGCCUGGCGCCACCCCCGCUCCAACGUCUUCAUCACCCUCGUCGUCUUCAUCCUCAUGAAGUUCUGGAUGUCGGCCCUGGCCACCACCAUCCCAGUGCCCUGCGGAGCCUUCAUGCCCGUCUUCGUCAUUGGGGCAGCCUUUGGGCGCCUGGUGGGGGAAAGCAUGGCAGCCUGGUUCCCCGACGGUAUCCACACCGACAGCAACACGUACCGCAUCGUGCCGGGGGGCUACGCCGUGGUGGGAGCGGCUGCGCUGUCGGGCGCCGUCACCCACACGGUGUCCACGGCCGUCAUUGUCUUCGAGCUGACGGGGCAGAUCUCUCACAUCCUGCCCGUCAUGAUCGCCGUCAUCCUGGCCAACGCGGUGGCCCAGAGCCUCCAGCCCUCCCUCUACGACAGCAUCAUCCGCAUCAAAAAGCUGCCCUACCUCCCCGAGCUGGGCUGGGGCCACCACGAGAAAUACAAUGUGCGGGUGGAAGACAUCAUGGUGCGGGACAUCCAGUAUGUCACCCUCAACUGCAAGUACCGGGACCUGCAGCACGUCCUGCACAGCACCAAGAUGAAGAGCCUGCCGCUGGUGGAGUCGGCUGAGUCCAUGAUCCUGCUGGGCUCCAUCGAGCGGGCGCAGCUGGGGGCCCUGCUCAGCCACCAGCUCAGCCCCCAGCGCCGGCUCCAGGCCCUGCGGCAGAAGGCGCUGGCCGAGGAUGGGCACCGGCUCUCCGACGCCAGCAUCCGCUUCCAGAUCAGCACAGAGGCCUCCUCGGGUGCCCCCACCCGUGCUGCCUUCCGCAAGCCCCUGAAGCCAGCGCUGAAGCGGGUGCCCAGUGGCCUGGUUGAGACCUCCCCGGCCGGCACCGCCGACCACACCGGCAUCGCCCUCAAGAGCCUCUUCUGUGCCAACACUGCCGCAGAGCCCACUGAGGCCCAGGGCACGGCCUAUCGCAAGGCCAAACGCGUCCGCAUUUCCAUUACGGAGGAGAUGGAUCUGGGUGACAAGAUGACCGCGGUGGAGAUCCUGGAGUGGGAGGAGCAGCAGCUGGACCAGCUGGUGGACUUCAGCAGUGCCAAGAUCGACCCCGCGCCCUUCCAGCUGGUGGAGCACACCUCGCUGCACAAGACCCACACCGUCUUCUCACUGCUGGGGCUGGACCAUGCGUACGUCACCAGCAUCGGGCGCCUGGUGGGCAUGGUGUCCCUCAAGGAGCUGCGCAAGGCCAUCGAGGGCUCACUGACGGCCAAGGGGGUGAAGGUGCGCCCGCCACUCGCCAGCUUCCGUGACAGCACCACCAGCGCCGGUGAGCCCGACACCACCGCCCUGCGUCAGCUCUGGGACUGCCACCAGCACCACCCCAUGCCCCGUGAGGCCGGUCCCGGGGGCAACGACGAGGACAACACCACUCCCGAGGGCCAGUGA
Gavia stellata (red-throated loon) is the source of this 3180-nucleotide messenger RNA. It is a transcript of the gene CLCN2, whose product is annotated as chloride voltage-gated channel 2. The record is from RefSeq and is a predicted model, not a curated record. Gene Ontology annotation, biological process: chloride transport; transmembrane transport. Gene Ontology annotation, molecular function: voltage-gated chloride channel activity. NCBI's taxonomy places the organism in Eukaryota, Metazoa, Chordata, Aves, Gaviiformes, Gaviidae. Gene Ontology annotation, cellular component: membrane.